This is a messenger RNA of Malassezia sympodialis ATCC 42132, 597 nucleotides long. RefSeq lists its product as uncharacterized. The transcript has 2 exons. The coding region runs from base 1 to 597 and encodes 198 amino acids. Gene Ontology annotation, biological process: protein targeting to ER. NCBI's taxonomy places the organism in Eukaryota, Fungi, Basidiomycota, Malasseziomycetes, Malasseziales, Malasseziaceae. Gene Ontology annotation, cellular component: endoplasmic reticulum; mitochondrion. The record is from RefSeq and is a predicted model, not a curated record.
AUGAACGCCGCAGUGACUAACAUGGCCGUCAUGUUCGGCGCGAUGCAGAUCGCGAAGCGUAUCCCCUUUGACGAUAAGCCCGAGUAUGUGCGCUACGCGCAGCUCGUGUAUGUCGUGUCGCAGCUGCUCUGUCUGGGCGUCUUCUACUUCUGCAGCCUACAGGUGAAGAAGAAGAACGACCUCACUGUGCUCAAGUAUGUGAAUGCCAAGGUCCCGACGGUACGCUCAUUUACUCACAGACAGUCACAGGAGCCUGGCGAGCUUGUGACUACGACGCACCGCGACUACGACCUUGCGGAAAUCAGCAAGAGCAUUCGCGGCGUGCUCAUGGGCGUGGCGUUCAUGGCCGUAAUGCACCUGUACAUGGGCUACACCAACCCUCUCGUGAUCCAGAGCAUCAUUCCCCUCAAGAAUGCCCUCGAGUCCAACAUGGCCAAGAUCUGGAUCUGGGGCGUGCCGGCCACAGGCGACCUGAAGCGCCCCUUCAAGCCGGCGCCGGGUCUGUUCAGCGGUAUGAACCAGGGUCCCCAGUCCGACAAGGCGUCCGUUAAGGAGGCCGAGAAGAUCACUGGGUCGAUCCAAGCCAAGGCCGAGUAG